CGUCAAAAUACUGCUCUCUUCCGGUUUAAACAUGUGGAAUGGCUGGUUGAACUAAUCACGCAUUACAAAACAGAAACUUUUAUAAAAUUAGGUGGAAACGGAUUUGCCAUCAUGGGCAAGUUAAACGUCGUUAUCCUGAGGUAUCUGUCCAGAGAUGACUUUAGAGUCCUCACAGCGGUGGAAAUGGGCAUGAAGAAUCACGAAAUUGUCCCAGUGAGUCUUAUUGCGUCCAUUGCCAGUCUCAAACAUGGAGGAUGCAACAAGGUUUUGCGGGAGCUGGUCAAACACAAACUGCUGGCCUAUGAACGCAGCAAAACUGUGCAGGGGUAUCGGCUAAACUACGGUGGCUAUGAUUACCUGGCAUUGAAGACACUUUCAUCCAGGGAUGUUAUUGUGUCUGUUGGAAACCAGAUGGGAGUCGGCAAAGAGUCAGACAUUUACAUUGUUGCAAAUGCAGAGGGGGAGCAGUUUGCUCUGAAACUUCACAGACUGGGUAGGACAUCCUUCAGAAACUUGAAGAAUAAGAGAGAUUACCACAAGCACAGACACAAGAUCUCAUGGCUGUACCUGUCCCGGCUCUCUGCCAUGAAAGAGUAUGCAUAUAUGAAGGCAUUAUAUGAUCGAGGGUUUCCUGUUCCAAAGCCAGUGGACUACAACAGACAUGCAGUGGUUAUGGAGCUCAUUAAUGGUUACCCGCUGUGUCAGAUUCGAGAGAUUCAAGACCCUGCUUCACUAUACAGUGAAAUCAUGGAGCUAAUAGUCAAACUUGCCAAUCAUGGCCUGAUCCACGGAGACUUCAAUGAAUUUAACCUCAUGCUCGAUGACAACGACCACGUCACAAUGAUUGACUUCCCUCAGAUGGUCUCCACCUCACAUUUAAAUGCAGAAUGGUACUUCGAUCGAGACGUCAAGUGUGUUCGAGAUUUCUUCAUCAGGAGAUUCAACUACGAAAGUGAACUCUAUCCAACAUUCAAAGAUAUCAGAAGAGCAUGUUCGCUCGAUGUGGAGAUCUCAGCUAGUGGCUACACCAAGGAGCUGCAGCAGGAUGACAGUUUGCUCCACCCUGAAGGUCCAGAGGGUGAGGAACUCGGUGAAGAUGAAGAUGAUGACAUCUCCGAGUCAGCCGAUGACACACAACAGGCAUCCUCAGAGGACGUUAUCAGCAUGGAGGAGUAUAAACAUGCCAUGCUUGAGCUGGAAGGGCUACAAAUUAGCAAGGAGACUCCAUCAGAAGAGAACGACACAGAGGAACACGAAGGAGCUCGAUGUCAAGAGGACAUCCCCACAGAGGACAUUCAGAAAGAAACUGUUUCUGACAUUUCCAAAGACUUGGGAAGGGAUGAGGAGGAUGAGGUGGAGGAUGAAUGUCCUGAUUUGGUUGACCUGUCUGCAUGCAACAAAGAAUUCAGGCCUUUCAGAGACCAGCUGAGCCUUGAGAACGAGCACAGAACUAGAACAACCAGUGAAAUGAGCAUUGGAAGUGUUGGCAGUUGUUCAACAAUCCCACCAGAAGUCAUCAGGCAGAAAGUGAAGAGACAGCUCACCAAACAGCAGAAGGCUGCUCAGAGAAGACGUCUGCAGAAGGGUGAGGCCAACCUGGUGACCAAGGAGAGGAGAGAGAAUCAGAACAACAUUAAGGGCAGUUUGGAUGCGGCUUCCUUCUGGGGCUGAGGAUGGAAGAUAUGACCUCAGGACUUAUAACAGUUUUCAGUGUCAUUUGUGUAUGAAAUUCAUUAAUAAAACAUCUACAUCUGGAAGCUGUUGUGGUUAGCCUUAUUUAUGCUUUAAAUAUAUACCGCAUAGAGGUUUGACCUGGUUUUAUUUCAAUGGAGAAUUGUAGUUAAUUGCAUUCAACUUUAUUAUCACUCUCAACUAAUCAAAUCAAAUAUAAACAUCUCAUUAUCUGUCCUUUGCAAACAUGUAGCAUGGGGUUGUUAUUGAAAACAAAAUAAAUUUUAUCGCCUUUAAACUGUUAAAGAAGAUUUCCGAAUCUGUCGUUUUAUUGUAUUUGUUUUGCAGCAACUACUGAUACUGUAACAAAAUUGUAGAAACGAAAAAACAAAACUACGGCUAGCGCUGAAAUUUAGUAUCAAUUUUCGUAACGUGUCUUUCGCGUUUUGUCCCUUCCCGCUCACCAUUGGAAGGACACGUGGUCCCUGUAUUGCAAUAUCGUCCAGGAACAAAACAAACCAAGAGUUGACAGCUUCGCUAAAUCUUUAUGGCUGACUGACAGCUGCCGUUUAUAAGAGUAAUAUCGCUUAGGACUUGAGUGUUGCAGGGUCCUGUAGAGGAAUGAAGUAAUUUUAUAACGAUCAUGUGGAUACCUAUGUGGAGAUGGAGGCUGUAAGACCCAAAAAAUCAAAGCCCAAAUCCAGUGGGAAGCCACAGGU
Messenger RNA from Megalobrama amblycephala (Wuchang bream), 2390 nucleotides. RefSeq names its product RIO kinase 2 (yeast) (gene riok2). Gene Ontology annotation, cellular component: preribosome, small subunit precursor; nucleus; cytosol. The transcript is spliced from 11 exons. Bases 112 to 1671 code for a protein of 519 amino acids. Gene Ontology annotation, molecular function: ATP binding; protein serine/threonine kinase activity. NCBI's taxonomy places the organism in Eukaryota, Metazoa, Chordata, Actinopteri, Cypriniformes, Xenocyprididae. The record is from RefSeq and is a predicted model, not a curated record. Gene Ontology annotation, biological process: maturation of SSU-rRNA; protein phosphorylation.